AUGGCCUCGAGAUCAGCUGCUCGCUUAUCUACGGAAAGCGCCGCUGCGCGGACUGAAAGGUUGGCUUCAACGGCUUCAACCAUGUCCGCACGCCGCGCCAGGCUUUCAGUUGAAGAAUCACUUCAGAAUUCACAGGGCACAGUCUGCGUGGCAAGGUUGAGGGCUUCACAGUCCCCAGCACAGAAAACCCUUCGUCAUUUGCGGGAUUCCACCGCCAAAGCUUGCUCCAGGGAAAGCCCCGCACAGACCACUGUUCGUCGCGAUAUAAAUGUCCGCUCCACCGCAUCUGCUAAAGCCCUAGAGAGCCCUGCACAGACCAGUGUUCGUCGCGUUAGAAAUGCCCGCUCUACUGCAUCUGCUAGAGCCCUGCACAAAUCACUGUUCGUCGCGUUAGAAAUGCCCGCUCUACUGCGUCUUCCAGGGCUGCAGAAAACUCUGAAGUACGCCGUCAACUGCUCGAAAACAUUAGCAACUUCGAGCUUCUUUGAAUGGCGUAACUUCGCCGGAGAGCCACCUCAGUUCCUACAAAUUUAUUCUCUCGCUGACUACAACGAGCAGGUUGAUGCGCGUCUCGGCAUUCUACCUAGCGAUAUUUCCGUCGGUCCCCGUAGAGACAUUCUGUUCCGUCUACAAGACAUGCUUCACGAAACUAACAGUUACAUCCGAAGCUUAAAUUUUGCCGCAUCAGUGAAACCCACCGUUCAUACGACUGUCUCCAGUACCCCCUUCUUUUUCCAUACGGAAGCGAUGGGUACCACUUCAAAAUCCUAA
Molecule: messenger RNA, 771 nt
Organism: Acanthosepion pharaonis
Lineage: Eukaryota; Metazoa; Mollusca; Cephalopoda; Sepiida; Sepiidae
Source: the annotation of a GenBank genome assembly